Messenger RNA from Equus quagga, 681 nucleotides. Its product is annotated as granzyme H-like. Gene Ontology annotation, cellular component: intracellular membrane-bounded organelle; cytoplasm. The record is from RefSeq and is a predicted model, not a curated record. The transcript is spliced from 5 exons. NCBI's taxonomy places the organism in Eukaryota, Metazoa, Chordata, Mammalia, Perissodactyla, Equidae. The coding region runs from base 1 to 681 and encodes 226 amino acids. Gene Ontology annotation, molecular function: serine-type endopeptidase activity. Gene Ontology annotation, biological process: proteolysis.
AUGCAGCGACUCCUGCUCGGCUUGGCCUUUCUUCUGCCCCUCAAGGCUGGGACAGAGGACAUCAUCAGAGGACAUGAGGCCAGGCCCCAUUCCUACCACUAUAUGGCUUUGGCUCACUUUGUGGAGGAGGAGAAUGAAGGCAGGUGUGGCAGUGUCCUCCUGAGAAAGGACUUUGUUUUGAUGGCUGCUCACUCCUGGGGAAGCUCAAUCAACGUGACCCUGGGGGCCCACAACAUUCAGGAGCAGGAGAGGACCCAACAGGUCAUGCCUGUGAGAGAAGCUGUCCACCACCUACACCAUAAUCCUAACAACCUCUUCAAUGACAUCAUGUUAUUAAAGGUAAGGGAAUCUCCCUACUCUGGAGAGAGAGAGGCUAAGCUGACUGCAGCUGUGGGGCCCUUCAGCCCGCCCAGGGGCAAGACCCAGGUGAGGCCUGGACAGGUGUGCAGCGUGGCCGGCUUGGGGAAAGUCUCAAUGGGCAUUUUAGCAACCACUCUGCAGGAAGUGAAGCUGACCGUGUGGAAGGAUGAGGUGUGUGAUUCCUGCCUCCUUGGCUAUUACAACGGGGCCACGCAGAUUUGUGUAGGGGAAGCAAAGAAGAUUAAGACUGGCUCUGAGGGGGACUCUGGGGGCCCCCUUGUCUGUGAAAAUGUGCUCCAGGGCAUUUCCUCCUAUGGAUAA